Cydia splendana is the source of this 1801-nucleotide messenger RNA. RefSeq lists its product as uncharacterized. The transcript has 2 exons. The coding region runs from base 31 to 1107 and encodes 358 amino acids. Gene Ontology annotation, molecular function: protein binding. The record is from RefSeq and is a predicted model, not a curated record. Lineage: Eukaryota; Metazoa; Arthropoda; Insecta; Lepidoptera; Tortricidae.
UUUACAUCGCAUCGAAAGUCAAAAUUUCAAAUGGCUAGAGUUGCAGCAUUCCUGCCUUCUUCAAAGGAGUUCUUCGUGAUCUUACAAGAACGUACGGACAAGGCAGAAGGCGACCGUUAUAGGAGAUUCAUAGCUGUACUGUUUCUGCAGCGAAUGGCACGAGGCUACUUGAUUAGGAAGCAUGUUGCGUGGUUGUCGAAGAACGCCACGAUUAUUCAGUGCGCAUUCAGGGUCCAUCAGGCCCGGAAGGCGUAUAAGGUAGCCUUGCGUCGAGCUGUGAGGCAGAAACAUGGGAGACACUACGACAGAGCUGCUACUAAAAUACAGGCUUUAUGGCGUGGUCACUAUUCAAGACGCACCAAAUUCUGCUACCGCCGCUACCGCCGCUGGCUGGCCACCGUGACUGAGAGAGGCGAGCAUCGCGCUGCCGAGGCCUUGGAGUUUGGCCUCAUCAGCAGAGCUGACAACCUCAGGAUCCUUGAGGAGGAAGCAAGGAAAUGGCUUGCCUUUGUCGUAUUCAAACUGCAUCACCUCCUUAGAACUUUCUGCCGCGCAGGGGUCUAUUCUGACCCAGCUACUACAGAACUAAUGCAAUUUGAAAAACUUUUAAAAUCAAUUCGCUACAAGCAGUAUAUGAACAGAUUGAAACGGAAAUAUGACGAAUUUGUCAGAAAGCAUCGUCCCAAUUUCUCUAAUAAGAGGCUUUUCCCUAUUAUUGGAGAUGGAACCGAUUACUGGUAUUUAUCUUUACCCGAAAUGUAUGAGUUGACCAGUCCAGCAGUGCCCAAGCUUCACAAUAGCCGGCAUUCGCAAUUGCAUCACGGGUCUAUACAUAAGGAACCUUUUUUGUGGAGGAAAGUGAGGCCUCCGACCGCCUUUUCUGAUAGAGGGCCCUUUAUGCCGAAGUCGCUGGCACGGUGCAAGAUCCCAGUGGCACCAGCGCCAACUCCUGCAGAAGCUGGAGAUGCUGAACCUCAAAAAGACCCUAGGUUCCACUUGUAUGUUCAAUAUUAUACUCCUCAACCGAAACUAAUGGAUUACGUAGAUUUCCAUGUAAACAUUCUGACGAACCGAAAAAGUUCGAUACAACAAGUGAACGACGAAUAAGUGUUUUUUAACUGUUUCAACGCGCAAGAUUUACCUAUGACUCAAAAGUUUCACAUUAUAUAAUAUAUGCACUAUUGCCAACUGUUAACUGUCCACCGGUAGACCUUAUGCCUUUUGUAAUAAGGCCCACCUAUUUACAGUUAAGAGUGUUUUUGUUUGUACAUAAUUAUAGUAUUAUAAAAAACUGCCUCACUAAAUUCUUGUUUUUCUUUACCAACCCAUUGGCAGUUAUAAAACUCAUUAAAAGGUAUCUAAAAAUCAAAGACUAAUACGCUGGUAGCGUAGCGUAGGCUUACUUCUCUACUGGAUACCGGCGGAAGUCUGAGUAAGCUUUUUCGCAAAAUUUCGAAGUAAAUAAAACAAGUUUUAUUUACAAACACUUGGGUAUACGUGGCGCGGUAUUAUUCUCUUAUUUUCUUAUUCGGAAAUCCGUAAUCAGGCUGCUAAGUUUGGAAGGGUCGUCCGGAUGUUGGGCCGCGAGCCUUUUGUUGUUACGCUUUUGUUGUUGUGAAUUUUACACUUGUAAUUUAUUUCAGGAAACGCCUUGGCGAGAAAGAAAUUACGUUUAACUCUUCAAGGAAAAUGUGUUUUAUAAAUUUGCAUUUUGUUUCUGUAGGUUUUGGAGUGUUGAUGUUAUAAAUGGAUCUCUAGCGAAACUAGGCGAGGCGAAAAAACAAAAUAGAGAUUUUGAAAA